Messenger RNA from Peronospora matthiolae, 246 nucleotides. The record is from the annotation of a GenBank genome assembly. Lineage: Eukaryota; Oomycota; Peronosporomycetes; Peronosporales; Peronosporaceae.
AUGGAUGGAUGGAUGGACGUGACGGAUGGGCGCGGCUUGAAUGGCUGGUGCUCGAUUGUGGACGUGGCGGGGGUCGGACGCAUGCACGGCUUCCUCGCACAUCUCGAUGCGCUCGAAGAUAGGCAUCGAGGCUAUCCAAAGGUGGUCCAGGAACGUCUACUUCGAGACAGAAGCGUCCGUGAGGAGGUGAAAGAACCCGCACACGACUGGAAGCGACGGACGGAGCUGCUGAGCAGCAGACCGUAG